Molecule: messenger RNA, 1215 nt
Organism: Orbilia oligospora ATCC 24927
Lineage: Eukaryota; Fungi; Ascomycota; Orbiliomycetes; Orbiliales; Orbiliaceae
Exons: 3
Coding region: 1-1215 (404 amino acids)
Source: RefSeq, a predicted model, not a curated record
AUGGCACUUAACAGGGACCAAGCCUGGCAACGCUGUGCUCACCAUCCAGGCACCUACUUUACCGACUAUGAGCGAGCCCGCCUCCACUUCGAAAACUCAUGCCUAGAUUUGUGGUGUUCAAGAUGCGGGAGAGCGUUCCAAAGUUCUCAAGCCCGCGAACAACACAUUAAACAUAGUCAGAAUCACCACACAUGUGGUCGCCUUGAUUGUAAAUUCGAUGGGACGAAUGUGGCAGCUUUGCAAAAGCAUUGGCUUGAGAGCGGCCACAUUCGCAAGAUACUUUGUGAAGGCUGCGAUAGUUACAUCCUAUUCCGCGAAUUCAAGGAUCAUCUUGCCAAGAACAAUGCCUGUGAUACCUGCCAAAUCCAUUUUGGAUCACUCAAUCAGCUAAAAAUGCAUGAAGUCACUCACAAGCCAGCAAUUCACCAAUGCUAUGGGAAAGGAUGUAGCCAAACAUUCCGAACAUUAUCUGCCAUGUUUAUACACUUAGAACAUGGUGGAUGCCCUUCUAUGAUUACCGCCAAAGAUGUCAAUGCUGUGCUGGCUUCACAUUCAAUUGCCUACAGUAUAGUCCGCCAAGAUUGUCAUCGGACUCUACUCGCACUGCUUAGUCGCAGAGACACAAUCGGGAAUGUCUUUAAGUGCUGGGGGGAGUGUAAAGAUACCAUAAGUUUUUCUCACUUUAGUGCAUUGCUCCAACAUAUCGAGAGCGGUGCUUGCGAGGCCCAUUUGGGCGACGAACCGUCCGACCUUCUACCAUUUCUUCGACGGAAUCUACAUUUUGAGAAUGCAGUCUCGAGGAUCGAAGCGAUCGAAGCCAGUGUUCGGGGCGAAGCUCAGUUAUCUGUGUUCGCCGGGUCUCCGGAGGCGGAAACCCAUCUUAAAGAUGUCUUCCCACAAUUCUUCGAAAUCCAGAAAGCUACUUGCCAACUGCUCGAUUUCGUUCAAACAAAAAGGGCCCGGAACUCUCUCGGCAAUGCUACCCUAUCGUACAAGCCGGUAAUAACCCAAGGGAUUGAUAUACGGCUAAUGAGCCUAGAGGUCGCCAUAGCGGAGUUUCUGGAGAAAUAUCAAAAUAUUUUUGACGGUUACCCCGCAAGUUCUUGCAGAAUCGGGAUUUGGUUCCAAGGUCCGAUGAAGGCACAACUUGCAGGCGUCUUUAUGAGGGAAGUUAGGACCGUUCUUCGCAUUCUCCGUUUGGAAGGGAGUAAUUGA